This is a messenger RNA of Eublepharis macularius, 1993 nucleotides long. It is a transcript of the gene APOH, whose product is annotated as apolipoprotein H. Lineage: Eukaryota; Metazoa; Chordata; Lepidosauria; Squamata; Eublepharidae. Bases 42 to 1088 code for a protein of 348 amino acids. The record is from RefSeq and is a predicted model, not a curated record. The transcript has 8 exons.
CUGAGCUGGGGCUCAUUUCGGCUGCCGGCAGUCCAGCAACAAUGUUUCGCGUCCUGCUUGUCUUAUGGAUAGUUUCUCUAACCCACACAGUUCUUGCACAAUGGGUCUGUCCCAGCCCACCUGAAAUACCAUUGGCGACUGUUGACAGAAGCAAGGAAGAAUACAGUCCGGGAGAGGAGAUUACAUACAGGUGUAAUUCUGGAUAUGUUCCUCAGACAGGCGCAAGGAGUUAUACAUGCCCUUCGACUGGUAGAUGGCCUAUUAUUACACUGAGAUGCACACCAAGGAAAUGUUAUUACCCGGGACCUUUGAAAAAUGGAAACAUACACGGUGUAGACUUCAGCUAUCAGAAUGCUAUAAGCUUUUCAUGUGAACCUGGGUAUAUUCUUCAUGGAACUAAUACCAGCCAUUGCCUGGCCAAUGGACAGUGGAGUAAAAAGCUACCUGAAUGCCGACCUGUGAUGUGUCCUUCACCUCCCAUUUCUGAAUUUGGAGCUCUUUCUUACCGUAGACUUAAGCCUGGAAACAUAUCUUUCUUUCAAGAUGAGAUCAAGUUUGAAUGUUUAUUGCCUUUGGCGUUAAUUGGGCCUGAAAAGGCUAGGUGUCUGGCUACUGGAAUCUGGAGUAAGAUACCAGAGUGCAGAAAAGUUGAAUGUCCAUAUCCACCAGAAAUAGAAAAUGGAUUCCUAAACUUUGCUCUUCGCAGAACUUAUCAGUAUAAAGACAGUGUGAGCUACGGCUGCAAUCCUACUUACGUGCUGGAUGGACCUUCAGAGUCUACGUGUGAAGAAACAGGAAACUGGUCAUUGAUACCAACUUGCAAAGCACCAUGUAAAAUGCCAGUUCAACGAGCUACAGUGUUAUAUAAUCAGCAGAGGGUAAAAGUGCAAGACCACCUCAAAGGAGGAAUACAGCAUGCCGAGACCAUCUGGUUCUUCUGCAAAAAUAAAGACCAGCACUGCAGCUAUACGGUACCCUCUCAGUGCAUAGAUGGCAGUCUCACAGCCCCUGCCUGUUUUAAAGAACGUGGGUGGCUAGCAAGUUUAAUAAAGACAGAUGUCGCAGACAUGACACCGUGCGAGAACUGAAAAGGAAAGAUUCAUGACCUUUGAAGACUGCGACGGAGAAUCAGAAGUCCCACCUAGACCACACUCACCUCCAAAGGAAGCAUAACGCUGCCACCAUAUUUCUAAUCUUUCUCGACUGUAGUCAGUUAGACUUGUUUUUAUGCUGUCUUUUGCUCAUUUCUUCUCUUCUUACUUUUUAAGAUACAUACGGUCAAUUUGCUUACAACAGGUUAAAGUCAUGAAAGGAUAAACAUAUUGUUGAUACAACUUUAUCGGAGAUAAAUGUAGCACUGCAGUAUGUUUUUAGUAUGACCAGAAUCUUAACCAUUUCAACUGGUGUUUGAUUUGAACAGAACACUUUCAGCUAUAUAAUAUUUGUUUUGAGAAUGUAAUUUGCAGUAGUAUUCAACUUCCUGAAUCUUUAACAAUAAACUUGCUAAACCUAAUAGAAAAUGAAACAUUUUCAGCUGCCCAUUUCAUCAUACAGAUAGGGUUGAAUCCCAUGGGAGAUUUCUGAGUGCACAACAGACUUGGAACAAUCAGCAGUGCUGAAAUUAUUCCUUGCUAUCUGCUUGUACUAAGUGUAGGUGAUUACAUCCUCGUCAUCUGCUGUAUGCGUGCAAAACAUAGCACAAAAUACUUCUUCAGGUAUAUUUUCAAAAACAUAACAGCAUUUGUAUUUGCAGUACAUUUCAUUGCAUCAUCAUCUGCACGUUAUUUCAUUAAAGUUAUGUUGAAGUGAUGCGUAUGGAUGGAUACCUUGUGCUAUUGCUUUCUGCUCACACAGUACUGGUUCCAAUCCGUAAUUUUUUGCCUUUAAAGUAUAUAAAGUAGUUGAACACUUCAAAUUGUAAGAAAAUGUUCUAUCUUAACUUAAACAUAACAGCAGUUUAGAGGGCAGGAAUAAAUUUGACUAUAAUAAAUCA